Nicotiana attenuata is the source of this 1229-nucleotide messenger RNA. RefSeq lists its product as uncharacterized. The record is from RefSeq and is a predicted model, not a curated record. The transcript has 3 exons. Bases 341 to 880 code for a protein of 179 amino acids. NCBI's taxonomy places the organism in Eukaryota, Viridiplantae, Streptophyta, Magnoliopsida, Solanales, Solanaceae. Gene Ontology annotation, biological process: response to auxin.
UCUUUUAUUCAGAAUCAUUACUCAUUUUAAUGAAUUCUGAAAAAUUUAUGAAACUAUUUAACAAAAGAAAAAUAGAACCUUCCAUCUUCUAGCCAAAAACUUCCACCACCCUCCAAAUUAAGCUUCUCUUCAUGCAAUUCCAAUUAAUUAGCUUUUGUAUGGUCAUAUGAUGUCUUAUUCUAUUCUUCAUACCAGCUUUUGACCAUCCCAUUCUGUGAAUAUGCAGAGGAACAAGAUCUGAUUAGUCAAAUUCUCCGAGAGCGAAUCGAAGGUUUUGUCAAUCUAAAUUUGGUAAUAUUCUUCAUCAUCAAUCUAGUUGUGAUAAUUAAGCAAAGGAAAAAUGGAUGAUCAAGGAGCUGGAAACAAAGUGACAGGUAUUAGACAGAUUGUGAGACUCAAAGAGUUAUUGCAUAAAUGGCAAAAUGUUACACUUAGUCCCAAAGCAAACAACAACCAAAACCAUUGCACUAAUGGCCAUUUUCAAUCAUCUAACAAUAGUAAUGGAAAUAUUUAUGGAGGCAUAUCACCAGCUAUAAUGAAGAGGUUAAAGAGUUCAAAUAUAUGUUGCGAUUCAGACGACGAAAGUUGCCAGAGUCCAGAGCCACCACAUGGUGUUCCAAAAGGUUAUUUAGCUGUUUAUGUUGGACCUGAACUUAGAAGAUUUAUAAUUCCUACAAGUUAUCUUAGUGAUCCUUUGUUCAAAGUUUUGUUGGAAAAAGUUGAAGAAGAAUUUGGAUUUGAUCAUACUGGUGGACUUACUAUUCCUUGUGAGAUUGAGACUUUUAAGUACUUACUUCAGUGUAUGGAAAAUCAUCAAAGAGAUCAUGGUUCUGAUCAUCAACAUGAUUCUGCUGGCUCUUCAUUGCAAAUUGAGGGGUGAUUUAGUGAUGGUUGAAACUUUAGGGAUGAUUUUUUCUUUCUUUUUCCUUGUUCUGGUGUUAAUUAAGCUAAGAAUAUCUCCUUGUAAUGCAGAUUUGACAAUUUUUCUUUUUUUUUUUUUUUAAACUUUCUACCUUUGUAUUUAAAGUUGAUGAAAAAAGGAAAGCGAAAAAAAAGGGUACUCUAGUUAGUUAGAAUUUUAACAAGGUUCAUUGGCAAGAAUUUGUUGGUAAUAGCCUACAAUAUCUUAGUGGUUAUUGACAACUAUUGCAUUUUUAAGCAAAAUAGACAAAGUGUAUUUUACAUCUCCUGUGCAUUUAAUAUAAGUUGAAGUUUUGAUUUUGUCUCUA